Messenger RNA from Ectocarpus siliculosus, 2475 nucleotides. NCBI's taxonomy places the organism in Eukaryota, Phaeophyceae, Ectocarpales, Ectocarpaceae. The record is from the annotation of a GenBank genome assembly.
AUGGGAGUGAGCCUGAAAGAUUUUAUUGACAAGAUGGGGCAGACCCCUCUGCACCUUGCCGCCGGCUUGGGCUGUGACGAUACCAUGCCCCUGAUGCUUCAACAGGGAGCUGCCGUGGAUGCACUGGAUAGCCAGCGUCGGACUCCCUUGCACCUCGCAGCAACGCUAGGCUCCGUUCCUGCGGUGGAAAUCAUUUUGGCUGCCGGCGCGGACUCAAGCCUCCGCUCUGCAACGAUGCGGCACGGGGCGGACCUUGAUGCUCGCGACGCUGAAGGCUUCGCUGCGCUACACGCGGCCGCUCAGAGCAACCAGGCAGGCGCCAUCGAUGUGCUCAUCGAAGCAGGAGCGGGGGUGAACGCUCGCGGGGGAUGUGGAAAGGAUGAGACACUGCUGUACGUGGCAAGUGGAAGCGAUUCACCAGAGGCUGUGUUGGCCCUGCUGAGGCAUGGGGCGGACGUGCACGCGCUGGCCGGCUAUCGCCACGCUGCCCUGCAUGUUGCGGCCGAAAGAGGACAUUCUGUUGUUGUGAAUGCCCUCCUGGAUGCUGGCGCGCGGCUCCAUCUCCGCGCAAACAGGUACGACAGCUGGGAUACGCCGCUGGAGUUGGCUGCUGAGGGUGGGCAUGUCGAUAUCGUGCAACGCUUAAUCCGGCAAGGCGCGAGGUUGAAUGCCAGAGGCCCAGACGGGCAGACUGUCUUGCACAAGGCCUCCUUCGAAAACAAACCUGAUGUGAUCGAUGCGCUGGUAGCAGCAGGGGCUGAAGUGGAUGCAUUGUUCCUGAGAGCGGCUUUACGCUCUCCACGUAGCGUCCACGAGUGCUCCGAGGCCCCCUGCUCUCUACUGAAACAUGGGGCUGUCAUCAACACAAGGGACAACAGCGGGCGGACCCCCCUCCAUUUAGCGUCCUACGGGAUUACCAACACGCUCUUCUUGGAGGGUGGGGCUGACAUGCACACGAUUUCUGGUGAUGGUCAAGCACCACUUCAUGCCGCAGCGACGCGCGGUAGCGUUGCUGCGACACAAGUCCUGUUGGCUGCUGGCGCACAUGUUAACCUCCCGCGUGACAAAGACGGUUCGUCGGCUCUGUCGAUAGCCGCGUUGAAUAGGCACGCCGACGUGGUGGAACUUUUGAUUCGUCGCGGAGCGGAUUUGGGCGCGACGGGCUAUGGGGGCUCGACUGUUUUGCACCAGGUUGCGUUGAACAAUCAUGCCGGCGUUGUUGACGAGCUUUUCAAGGCUGGGGUGAGUAUCGAGGCGCUGGACAGGGACUUCAGGACGCCUCUGGUCGUAACCUUCCAUGGCAUAUGCAUGCGUGGCCUCGGCAGUCGUCCAAGGCAAGAUGAGCACGCCACUAUAGUUGCCCUGUUGAAGCAUGGGGCCAACGCGAACAUGAAGUUGCUCGGCGAUCCACUCGUGUUGUGCGCAGCGUAUUUUAACUCCGUUCCAGCAGCGGAAGCCCUCCUCGCCGCUGUUGCGGAGGUUUACGUUUUCAAUGACCACGUCAAGAAUUUCACGCCGCUGCAUGUGUCCGCGAAGUACGACCACACUGGCGUGCUGAAGGCACUACUUCGAAACGCGGCGGACACGGAGAUACGAACAAUACAUGGCUGGACUCCGUUGCACGAAGCCGCGGAACGUGGACAUGUAAACUCGAUCGAUGCACUCGUCGAUGGAGGCGCUAAGGUUGACGUUCAAGAUCUGGGCGGCUGUACACCUCUUCAUAUUGCUUGUAAGAAUCUAAAGUGCUCAGCGAUACGUGCCCUUCUGAGAAGUGGCGCGGACGUUCAAGCAUUGGACAACAGCCAAUACUCUCCCCUUCACUGCGCAGUGCGCCGCAUCAGGCAUCGGCAUUCAGCAUGCGACGCGGCUCACUCAGUCAACCUUUUGUUGAGAUGGGGUGCUGAUGAAAACGCGGUAGACUCGCAUGGCCAAACCGCUGGAGAGGGUUUGCAAGGGUACUCAGCCAAUCCUUCUAGGUUCCGGAACUCGAUGCUCGUUCGACUCCUGCUAUCGAAGGCGCCGCAGGAUAAAGCGUGGCGUCGACGCGGCUGGCUAGUCUUGUGUCGCACCAGACCCAACAGGGUAUUGCUGAAAGCGAAGCAUGGAGGAGCAAGUCCUAGGAGUUCGACACGGAACGUUCGAGCGCGGGAUGCCGGUGUUUGGGCAAAGGUUCGACGCUGGGGCGACGUUCCAGCAGGGAGCCGAGGGGGGCAUUAUGGCGCCAACAGAGAGCGAUGCUACUGCUGGUGGCUUGGUUGGCUUGUUGGUGGCUGUACUUGGUGCACGUGAGGAAGGUGUAUUCCGGAGUAUCGUUGGGUACCUGUAAUGCAUGUCUGUUCAAAGUACGUGAUUGGUGAUUUUUUUUUGGCAGCAAUAACAGGUGCCAUAGUGAAGUGUCAGGGAAUGUGUGGUAAACGCGUAAAUUUACUCUAGUUGAACCCGGAAGGAGGGAACUGGCCCUCGUUGUUUUCAGAG